AGUGGUGCGCCCUCUGGGUCAGGGCAGCCUAGGGGUUCGGUGUUCAGAGCCGGAAGUGCUGACAGAGGUCGCGUUCCUAUAGUGUCGCUCCGGGACGCCCCUUUGAUGAGUGAGAGCGGCUGAAGGAGGAGCGGGGGCAGGAGAGGGGUCACUGCCUUGGUCACGCGGGGUCACUGCCGAGGUCACGCGGGCAACCUCAGGACACCCACGUGGGGGGCGGGGGGCUUCCCUGGUGCCGUGGUUACAGCAAGGCGGAGGACCGGGGACCACUGUGUCUGACUGGAUCUUACAGCUGGGAAACAGCCCGGAGGAGAAGCCGUGGUCUCCCCACGCACGAUGGCAGGAAGGAGAAGAGGAACAGCAUGUGGCUGACUAACGCCCGAGCGUGACCCAGUUCCAAGCUCGGAGUUGGCUUGGUGGUGUCCUGCCCUGCCUGGUGCUGGUCACCCAGGGAGGGAGUGAGGAGUGGUGCUGGGUGGACUGCACUGCCUGAAAACACAGCCCAAAAUAGCUCUUCAUCCACUCCCUGGAUGGUGCCUGCGUAACUGCGUUCCGAUAUUAGAGGAACAGUUUCUGCCCGCACAACUGAUAACCAGGCCUGCACCAAUGGAUAAUGUUCCUGGCUAGACAGAAGUCUGAUCAUGGAGCGACAAGAUGCUGGCCCAUUCCAGAACAAUCCCUGUCCAUCCCAGGUCCCACACCUUAUGGAGCCACUGGCUGGUUUUUCCAGUUUGUUUCCCAAGAGCAAUUUAUAAAUUUCUUUGAAGAACCAUCUGGAAGCUGGUCUCCUGGUCUUCUGACUUAGCAGAGAGCCCCAUAAUUGUUUCUUAAGAUCAGGACUGGGAAUGGCCACAAGGGACAGGCCAAGCCAGAGGCUGCCUCGGGUCACUGAGUCAGAGGCACAGGGGGAGCCCCACGUGCCCACGGGCCGGGAGCUGACCGAGGCCAACCGCUUCGCCUACGCUGCGCUCUGCAGCAUCUCCCUGUCUCAGCUAUUUCCAGAACCCGAGCAAAGCUCAUUCUGUGAGGAAUUUGUGGCAGGCCUGGUGAAGUGGCUGGAGUUGUCCGAGGCUGUGUUGCCCACCAUGACUGCGUUUGCUGCUGGCCUGGGAGGUGAAGGAGUGGAGAUGUUUGCUCAGAUCUUGUCAAAGGACCCCGUCUUGAAGGGCGACCCGUCGCUGAUCACCCAGGACCUGCUGAGCUUCUCCCUCAAGGAUGGGUGCUAUGAUGCCCGGGCCAGAGUCCUCGUAGGUCACGUGAGCUCCCUGCUCCAGGUGCCCUUGGAGGGGCUGGAUCUCUUGGAAGACACGUUCCUAGAGAGCCUGAAGGAAACCAGAGAGGAAGAGUCUGAGAUGGCUGAGGCGUCCCGGAAGAAGAAGGAGAAGCGGAGGAAGUGGAAGCGAUACCUCCUGAUAGGCCUGGCAACCGUCGGCGGUGGGACAGUGAUCGGUGUAACCGGGGGUCUGGCCGCCCCCCUUGUUGCAGCCGGAGCUGCCACAAUCAUCGGCAGUGCUGGGGCGGCAGUGCUGGGUUCCACGGCAGGCAUAGCUGUCAUGACCUCACUCUUUGGUGCUGCUGGAGCUGGCCUCACAGGGUACAAGAUGAAGAAGCGUGUCGGGGCCAUUGAGGAGUUCACGUUCCUGCCUCUGACCGAAGGCAGGCAGCUGCACAUCACCAUCGCCAUCACCGGGUGGCUUGCCUCCGGCAGAUACCGCACCUUCAGUGCCCCGUGGGCUGCCCUGGCCCAGAGCCGCGAACAGUACUGCCUGGCCUGGGAGGCCAAGUACCUGAUGGAGCUUGGCAAUGCACUGGAGACCAUCCUCAGUGGGCUCGCCAACAUGGUGGCCCAGGAGGCCCUCAAGUACACCGUGCUGUCUGGCAUCGUGGCCGCUCUGACCUGGCCAGCUUCGCUCCUCAGUAUGGCCAACGUCAUCGACAACCCCUGGGGGGUAUGCCUGCAUCGGUCAGCAGAGGUCGGCAAGCACCUGGCCCACAUCCUACUCUCCCGACAGCAGGGCCAACGACCUGUCACCUUGAUUGGCUUCAGCCUGGGAGCCAGGGUCAUCUACUUCUGUCUGCAAGAGAUGGCACAGGAGAAAGAUUGCCAAGGGAUCAUCGAGGAUGUGGUCCUGCUGGGGGCGCCCGUGGAAGGGGAAGCCCGGCACUGGGAGCCUUUCCGGAAGGUGGUGGCCGGGAGGAUCGUCAAUGGCUACUGCAGGGGGGACUGGCUGCUGAGCUUCGUGUACCGCACGUCCUCCGUGCAGCUCCGUGUCGCAGGCCUGCAGCCCGUGCUGCUCCAGGACAGGAGGAUGGAGAACGUGGACCUGACCUCAGUGGUCAGCGGCCACCUUGACUACGCCAAGCAGAUGGACGUCAUCCUGCAGGCCGUGGGCAUGCGCACCAGGCCAGGCGGGGCCGAGAAGGGGCUCCUGCUGGCCUCAGCAGGUACUGCCUCAGCCAGUGCAACCAGCCACCAAGAUGGACAAAUACAGGAUCUGGAGGCUGGAGACACUCCCAGAGCGACCCCGCCUGCUGACCCCGGCCGAGCACAGGUGCCAGAGGGACUGGACCAAGCCGAAGAGCAGCCCCUUCCUGCCACUGCCAGCCCCUCUAGCUGCAGCCAUGGCGUGGACUCCAAUCCUCUGGGCUGCCCAGACUGCAUCCCUGAGCCCCCAGAGCCCUGCCCAGGACUGCCCUGACCCCAGCAGCCCCCAGCUUCCAAAGGGCAGUGCUUUCUGCACCCUCAGUGCCCCAUGGGCACCGGGAAGGUACAACACUCCCGCAAGUACUUCUAAGCUGAAGGAAGGAACUGGAAUUGGGAUGAAAGGGGUUUGGAGAACAAACAUUUCUUCCUGGAGGAAGCAAGGCCUGAGGCCCACCUGGUCAGCCCAGCCCAGGGCAGAGCCCUCCCGUGCUCCCCCUCCCAGCCCAUUUCAGCCCAGCCUGAGGCUCCUGUGCUGCAGGCGUUAUCAAGGGACCAGAGGACCCUCUGGGAGACCCCCAUACUGCCUCUCCCGGGCCACGGGGAAACUAAUUCCCUCUGUGCUCCCACCCAUACUGCAGGGCUGCCAGCAGCCAGGGGCACUACCAGCGGGCACCUGCGGAGCAGGCAUAGGUGCAAAGUGGGCGGCCUCCUCAUAGGAGAGCUGCUCUGAUCUGCCAUGCACUGCCGGGCGGACUGUGCACUGUACCACCGUAGGAACAGCUUCAUACAGAUGUGAAUGGCAUCCUCAAAGUCACGUCCCACAAUGGCCCUGGCUAGUGAUGGGACGGAGCAUGGUGAGGGGCACUGGGCCAACACUCGGUGUGCUUGGGACCCGGGCCUGGUGACAGUGGAUCACACGGGAGAUGGGGACAAGGACGGUAACCACCCUGGAUGAUGAUAAUAAAACUGCCUCUUGUUGCGUGUCCACCAC
Messenger RNA from Ochotona curzoniae (black-lipped pika), 3416 nucleotides. It is a transcript of the gene TMCO4, whose product is annotated as transmembrane and coiled-coil domains 4. Bases 846 to 2699 code for a protein of 617 amino acids. NCBI's taxonomy places the organism in Eukaryota, Metazoa, Chordata, Mammalia, Lagomorpha, Ochotonidae. The transcript is spliced from 16 exons. The record is from RefSeq and is a predicted model, not a curated record.